AUGUUCACUAACAUAGCGAAAACCAAAUCGAACCUUCAACUAAUAUUCAACCGUUUUAAGCACGAAUAUGCACCAAGAUUUAGAGAAGUGGAGAAAGCACAAAAGGGAAGAGUUUCAGUAAGAACAGGAGGAUCAAUAAAAGGAAAUACAUUAGAAUUUGGUAAAAUAGGAUUACGUCUAAAAUCAUGUGGAUUAAGAAUGAGUGCUAAUCAAUUAUUAGCAGCAGAUAAAGUAUUACGUCGAGAAUUAAGACCAACAAAAUCAAAAUUAUUUACAAGAUUUGUAUGUGAUUUAGCUGUUUGUAUAAAAGGUAAUCAAACAAGAAUGGGUAAAGGUAAAGGUCCGUUUGAUCAUUGGGCUACAAGAAUGCCCACAGGAAAAGUAUUAUUUGAAAUUGAUGGAGCAAUUCAUGAUAAAGUAGCGAGAGAAGCUUUAAGAAAAGCUGCUGAUAAAUUACCAGGAUUAUAUGAAAUUAUAACGCCAGAAUCAAAGGUAAGAGUAAGUAUGACUGAUUUAAUUGAAAAACCUAAACCAGUUGAUUAUGUUGCAAAAUUGAAUGCUAAUCCAAGUAAAAAAUGGUCAAAUAUUCAAACUUUUAAAACUGAUCCUAUUUAUAGAUUAUAUAGUGGAAGAUGA
Molecule: messenger RNA, 636 nt
Organism: Lodderomyces jiufengensis
Lineage: Eukaryota; Fungi; Ascomycota; Pichiomycetes; Serinales; Debaryomycetaceae
Product: mitochondrial 54S ribosomal protein uL16m
Exons: 1
Coding region: 1-636 (211 amino acids)
Biological process (GO): mitochondrial translation
Cellular component (GO): mitochondrial large ribosomal subunit; ribosome
Molecular function (GO): rRNA binding; structural constituent of ribosome
Source: RefSeq, a predicted model, not a curated record